CAGGACAUCGUCGUAUUUGCGUCCGAAGAAGAACAUGAUUCGUUUGCCGAUGCUGAUUGCCCCUCGACGGACCGCUUCAGCAAGUUCGUUCAGUGCGUCGUGGUGGAUACCAUGUCGCGGAUCACCCUGAACGCGCAUCUUAUUGUAUUCAAGUCCCUGUGUUCAGUGGAUGGCACUCUCUGUCAAGACCUUUUACCAUUGCUGUUGGAGCUGGCUGUUCAGUCCCAGGCAGAUGUGAAUUAUUUUACUUCUUCCGCAAACGAGUUUUUGUUGGACGUACUUAACAGCGUUGAAGAUUCAACAGAAGUUGCUAAGAAGUUCAUCUUGUUAAUGACCACAAUUUAUCGUCGUCUGCAAGAGGGUGAACAGAGGUAA
This is a messenger RNA of Soboliphyme baturini, 375 nucleotides long. NCBI's taxonomy places the organism in Eukaryota, Metazoa, Nematoda, Enoplea, Dioctophymatida, Soboliphymatidae. The record is from the annotation of a GenBank genome assembly.